This is a messenger RNA of Etheostoma cragini (Arkansas darter), 5163 nucleotides long. RefSeq names its product retinol binding protein 3 (gene rbp3). Gene Ontology annotation, biological process: proteolysis. The transcript is spliced from 7 exons. The record is from RefSeq and is a predicted model, not a curated record. Gene Ontology annotation, molecular function: retinol binding; serine-type peptidase activity. Bases 6 to 4826 code for a protein of 1606 amino acids. NCBI's taxonomy places the organism in Eukaryota, Metazoa, Chordata, Actinopteri, Perciformes, Percidae.
UGGUAAUGAAGACAUCCACGAUGACAAAUCACACACCACCACUGCCGUUGAUUCUUUUUUUAUGUACACUUUCUGUCAACUCAUCAUUCCAGCCCGCCCUGGUGUUAGAAAUGGCCAAGAUUCUUUUGGAAAACUACUGCUUUCCUGAGAACCUAGUUGGGAUGGAGAAAGCUAUCCAACAAGCGAUCAACAGUGGAGAAAUCCUGCAGAUUUCAGAUAGGAAGACCCUGGCCUCUGUGCUCACAAACGGAGUACAAGGGGCACUGAAUGAUCCUAGGUUGACUGUGUCAUAUGAGCCCAAUUUCAUCCCGGGGAUGCCACAGAUGCUGCCCUCUCUGCCCAUAGAGCAACUGAUCUGGCUGGUAAGAAACUCUGUCAAGCUGGACAUCCUGGACAACAACAUUGGAUAUUUGCGGAUGGAUCGGAUCAUUGGGGAGGAGACAGCUACAAAGCUUGGCUCCCUGCUGAGGGACAACAUCUGGGACAAAGUUGCUCACACAUCCUCACUGAUCUUGGACCUGAGGUAUAGCACAGAUGGAGAAUUGUCUGGAGUUCCCUUUAUAAUCUCCUAUUUCUCAGACCCUGAGCCUCUCGUUCAUAUUGACACUGUGUAUGACAGGCCCUUAAAUACAACUAUUGAGCUGUGGACCAUGCCCUCAAUAAUGGGGGAAAGGUAUGGAAAGAAGAAAGACUUGAUUAUUUUGACCAGUAAGCGUACCAUGGGGGCUGCUGAGGCAGUGGCAUAUACAUUAAAAAGCCUAAAGAGGGCCAUUACAGUUGGGGAAAGGUCUGCUGGUGGGUCAGUAAAAGUCCAAAAGAUUAGGAUCCUUCAUUCGGAUUUCUACAUAACAGUUCCUGUGGCGAGAUCAGUUAAUCCAAUCAUAGGCCAUAGCUGGGAAGUGAGUGGUGUUUCCCCAACAGUCAACGUCCUUGCCAAGGAAGCUGUCGCAAAAGCCAAGUCCCUUCUGGCUGUAAGGAGUGCCAUUCCAAAAGUGGUGCAGAGUAUCGCUGAUGUGAUCAGGAGGUUCUAUGUUUUCACUGACAUAUCUGAGGAGGACCUAGCAGUCAGACUUAACCAGGACCUCCAGUCUGUGUCUGAAGAUCCACGACUGAUAAUCAAAUACAUGCAAGGUAUUGCUGCCAUACUAGAGGAGGACCCUGAGCUUGAAAACAUUCCAGAUGAUUUGGAAUCAUUGAAAAAACUUGUAGAUACGAUUAAAGUGGAAAUUCUCCUAAACAAUACUGGCUAUCUCCACAUAGGCAAGUUUUUCAAGUCAUAUGCAGGGGCUAAAUUAGAAGAGCUCAUGGCUAAAAAGAUAUGGGAGCCCCUCAAAGAGACUAAUAACCUGAUUAUUGAUCUACGCUAUAACACUGGUGGAUCCUCUACCUCUCGAGCCCUCAUACUGUCCUAUCUGCAGGACACUUCCCAGAAGCAUCAUUUUUUCACAAUAUAUGACCAAAUUCAGAACAUGACAACCAAAUAUGACUCUCUGCCUCAAAUUGCUGGCCCGACCUAUGGUUCCAAACGUGGAGUUUACGUGUUGACAAGCUACGACACAGCAAGCACCGGCGAAGAGUUUGCUUACCUGAUACAGUCACUUCAUCGGGGCACAGUCAUUGGGGAAAUUACAUCUGGUACCCUGAUGCACUCAAAGUCGUUCCAAAUAGAGGGAAUGGCUAUUGCAAUCACUGUCCCUUUCAUCAACUUUGUAGACAACAAUGGUGAAUGCUGGCUGGGAGGUGGUGUGGUCCCCGAUGCUAUUGCUCUAGCCGAGGAAGCUGUGGAGCAUGUUUAUGAGAUUGCAGAUUUUCACCAAGGGCUCAAGUUCCUCAUAGAGGGAACUGGGGAACUGUUUGAAAAACACUACACAAUUCAUGAAGUUGCAAAAAUGGCCAGCAAGGUACUUUUGACCAAAUGGGCUGAAGGAAUAUACCGGGCAAUUGUUGACUUUGAAUCUUUGGCAUUUCAGUUAACGGCAGACCUCCAAGAGACUUCAGGAGAUCACCGCCUCCACGUCUUCCAUUGCGAUGUUGAGCCAGAGUUGCUUCACGACACCCCAAAAAUCCCUACCACGGAAGAAGUGGGAUACAUUAUUGACGCUUUGUUUAAAAUUGAGCUUCUGCCAGGUAAUGUUGGGUAUGUAAGGUUUAACAUGAUGGCAGAUGUGGAGGUGGUAAAAGCCAUUGGACCACAACUGAUAAAAUUAGUGUGGAGCAAGAUAGUAAACACAGAUGCCCUUAUAAUUGACAUGAGGUACAACACUGGUGGAUAUUCAACAGCAAUUCCCCUAAUAUGCACCUACUUCUUUGAUGCUCAACCAUUGCGGCAUCUUUACACUGUCAUUGACAGCAACAAAUCCACCAUUACAAAAGUCAUGACAUUGCCUCAAGUCAGAGGUCCAAGGUACGGGUCCUCCAAGGAUGUCUACAUCCUCACCAGUCAGAUGACAGGGUCAGCAGCCGAAGUGUUCACCCACUCUAUGAAGGACUUAAAUAGAGCCACAAUCAUUGGAGAGCCAACAAUCGGAGGAUCUCUAUCGAGUGGAACCUAUCAGAUCAGGGACAGCGUCCUGUACGCUUCAAUUCCUAACCAGCUUGUGUUGAGUGCAGUCACUGGGAAAGAGUGGAGCAUUUCAGGGGUUGAGCCUCAUGUUACUGCCUCGACAAAUUACGCUCUUACUGUCGCACAGAGACUCAUAGCAGCAAGUCACUUGAUGAGAGCGCAAGGAAAAUACCUCAAUACACAACACCUCCUUGUUACUACACAUUCAUGUCUAGGUUAUUAUUGUCUUACCGAAGCACUUAGGAUAAUACGAUUUGAGGUUUAUUAUGGGGUAAAUCCUCUUAUGUGUGUGUUAACAGAAACCUUGCAGCCAAAACAGUGCCAUUUGACGAAGAACCUCCUCGGCUCAACAACCUCCACUUCCCAUCUACUCACUUUUUGUCCGACUAAACUGACCAAAAUGGCAAAGGCUAUCGUCCUGAUAGCACCUCUGCUAGUUUUGGGGAAUGUUUUCUUUAUCCAUGCCUCGUUUGCUCCUGGACUCAUCGUAGAUAUGGCAAAAAUUGUCAUGGACAAUUACUGCUCACCAGAGAAGCUGGUGGGUAUGAAAGAGGCAAUUGAAGCCGCCAGCAGCAACACAGAGAUUCUCAACAUCCCAGACGCUGAAACAUUGGCUAAUAUCCUCAGUGCUGGAUUCCAGACCACAGUCAGUGACCCACGAUUGAUGGUCUCCUAUGAGCCAAACUACGUCCCUGUGGUUCCCCCGAAGAUGCCACCCUUGCCCCCUGAUCAGCUCAUUUCCGUCCUCCAGACCUCGAUCAAGCUCGACAUUCUUGAGGGAAACAUUGGCUACCUGAGGAUCGAUCACAUCCUUGGGGAGGAGGUUGCUGACAAGGUUGGCCAUGUGCUUCUAGACCUGGUCUGGAAUAAAAUCCUGCCAACCUCAGGUCUCAUCUUUGACUUGCGCUACACCAGCAGUGGGGACAUUACAGGAGUUUCCUACAUCGUGUCUUACUUCACCGCAGCCGAGCCUACGAUUCACAUUGACAGCAUCUACGACCGUCCCUCAAACACUACCACUAAGGUGCUUUCUAUGUCAACACUUCUGGGGGACAGAUAUGACAUUACCAAACCCCUCAUUAUCCUCACCAGCAAAAACACCAAGGGCAUUGCAGAGGAUGUUGCCUACUGCCUCCAGAACCUGAAGAGAGCCACCAUUGUGGGCGAGAAGACCGCUGGGGGCUCUAUGAAGGUCGAUAAAAUCAGAGUGGCCGACAGUGACUUCUACAUUUCGGUGCCAACCGCAAAGUCCGUGAACCCCAUCACCCACUCCUCCUGGGAGGUAAAAGGCGUGACCCCUGAUGUGGAGGUAAACGCUGAGGAUGCCCUCGCUACCGCCAUCAAGAUUGUCAACCUCCGUGCCCAAGUUCAUGCCAUAAUCGAGGGAUCAGCAACCCUGAUUGCAGACAACUACGCUUUUGAAGAUAUUGGUGCUAAUGUUGCAGAAAAGUUAAAAGGGCUCCUGGCAAACGGCGAGUACAGCACGGUUGUCUCCAAAGAGAGUCUGGAGGUUAAGUUGUCCGCUGAUCUGAAGACCCUGUCUGGAGACAAGAGCCUGAAGACCACCCACAACACCCCAGCACUGCCACCCAUGGAUUAUUCUCCAGAGAUGUACAUUGAGCUGAUCAAAGUCUCCUUCCACACUGACAUAUUUGAGAACAACAUCGGCUACCUGCGCUUUGACAUGUUCGGAGACUUUGAGGAGGUCAAAGCCAUUGCUCAGAUUAUUGUUGAGCACGUCUGGAACAAAGUUGUCAACACUGACGCUAUGAUUGUUGACCUCAGAAACAACCUUGGUGGCCCUACAACAGCCAUUGCAGGCUUCUGCUCGUAUUUCUUUGAUGGGGACAAGCAGAUUGUGCUUGACAAGCUUUACAACAGACCCUCCGGAACCAUCACAGAGCUGCACACCCUGCCUGAACUCACUGGCACAAGGUACGGCUCCAAGAAGAGCUUGAUCAUCCUGACCAGCGGAGCAACUGCCGGCGCCGCAGAGGAGUUUGUUUACAUAAUGAAGAAGCUUGGCCGUGCUAUGAUCAUCGGAGAGACAACCGCCGGGGCCUCCCACCCACCAGAGACCUUCCGUGUUGGUGAGACCGACAUCUUCCUCAGCAUCCCCACCAUUCACUCUGAUACCACUGCCGGGCCAGCCUGGGAGGGAGCUGGCAUUGCACCUCACAUACCCGUUCCAGCUGACGCCGCCCUCGAGACAGCCAAGGGCAUCUUCAACAAGCACUUUGCAGGCCAGAAAACUACAUCCUGAACAAAGCCAGGGGGGGGGUUAACAUGUCACUUUUGCUUUGGCAGCCAAAUAGUUUCAAGAUUUAGAAUUAAGACUUGUUUAAGAAAUGAAGUGUAAGUACUAGUAAGAAGCUUGAGGACAUAUUGUAAUCUCGUAUUCAUUAUCUAAAAACCUUUCUAGCCUGUUUGUAAUGUUCAACAGUAGGAUUACUCUAGAUGCUGAAGGUUUUGAGAAUGAAUGGUGCUGAGAAGUUGAUUAUUUUAAGGCAUGGGUGUGAAUUCUUUUGUGUCAAAGAUCAGUUUAAACAUCAAAACAACUUUACUUUAAAUUAGAUUUUUGAAGUAAAAUGCAGAAGAGA